Molecule: messenger RNA, 2234 nt
Organism: Drosophila rhopaloa
Lineage: Eukaryota; Metazoa; Arthropoda; Insecta; Diptera; Drosophilidae
Exons: 3
Coding region: 170-2200 (676 amino acids)
Biological process (GO): cilium assembly
Cellular component (GO): ciliary basal body; axoneme
Source: RefSeq, a predicted model, not a curated record
ACAAAACAUAUGUACACAAGUACACACACAACUCAAUACAAUAAAAAACAAAAACACUGAAAAAUAUUUUUAAAAAAUACAAAAAAGUGGUAUUAACCCCUAAAAAGUAUAAAAUAAGAAAGAAAAAACCACACUUUUCAGCUGUUUGAUUGUGUCUUAGGCCAGCAUUAUGGAAACUGAAACAAGUGCAGAGAUUCAGGAUGAAAUCUUGCAGGAGAUUGUCGAUCGCGAAACACUUGUAACUGAAGCCAUUCCCCCAACUUCUCCGGGAGAUGAAGCAUCCGUUCACGACAAUGUUUCCACCCAAUCCUCGCAGACCAGUGAAAUGCUGGUGAAAAGCGUUGAGAAGGAGGAAAGAUUGCAGAUGCUGAGGGAAGUUAAUGAGCGUCUAAAGGAGCGUGAAAAGGAGGAACAGGAAAUCAAUGAAAUUGCAGAGCACGAACGACAGAUCCUGGAGAAAGAAAAAAGAAAAAGGUCGCUGGCCAACUUUCAAAGGCAACAGUCCAGAUUUGAAAAGGAGGAAGAGGAGGAGCAAUUGUUGUGGAACAAACUCGAUAAUGACGUCGGCAGUGAUCACGAAAGAAUAGACCGCCACUCGGACUUGGCCGCCUUCACAACGUCUUUGAACACAGCGGAUGAUGAAGUCGAAGACUCAAACGCUCCAAUCGAAUCCUCCUCAGAAACGGAACCAGAAGUCCUGGAGACCGGAAAAAAACGGAGCAUCAACCCCAUGCAGACGGUGGUCAAAACACUGAUGCUGGUGCCCAAUCUUUCCGAUAUUUCGCUGCAAAAAGAGUCGGAGUUUGACCUGAAGACUGCGAGGUCUCAAAAAUCAGUCAGGUCACGGAGAUUGAGCGUAGGUGAUGCUGAUAAGAGCUUUGAUUCCGAAUCUUUUGAGGGUGAGACAGGAGAAUCGCACAACGAUGCCCAGACUGUCAUAGAAGAUAGAUCAAGCAGUUCUAAAUCACUUCGAGAGUCGAUGUCCGACGGUAUAAUACCGGAUGUUCCAUUGCCUGAACCCAAGAAACCGGAAACCAAAAAGUACAUGGACUUCGAAGACUUCCUAGUUGACAUGCAGGAAGACAUUCCAGAGCUCGAAGUCGAUGAGAAUGAAGAACUUCAGAUUUUAAAGACGCAGAAGAUUGUUUCCGAUUUCAUCACCCACUUGAUUCAAAAUGUGAUCACAGCUGAGCGACGGGACGAGGAGUACAUCCGGAAGAGACUGGACAAGGAGAAGCUGCUCGCCGCCCUGCAGAGUAUCGUCCAUGACCACAUCCUGGUGAAAGAUAGUCACAGGCAGCUGCAGGAACGGGUCGUAGAUUACUACCGCCGCAUGAAGAACAAGCGACCUUUUGCCGAGUUGCCCCAGGCGGAGGAGAUGAUAUACUGCACCCGCCACGAUCAUGCUCUGGCCUAUCUGUCCUUCGGACUGGAGCGCGUGGCCAAGGCCAAGGAGAAAUUUUGCCUUCUGUCGACCAAGGCGACGUUGGACCUCAACCACGCCAUGCAGAUCGCCGUCAGCACGGAGGAGCAUCUGGAGCAGGCGGUGCGGCGUCUCCUGGUCCGUCCGGAUGCCGAGACCGACUUCCUCAAGCGUUUCGUUGCCCGCGAGCUGCGGCUGAUGGCCGACUUCCGGAACCAAAUCAGCUACACCCGACUACUGCUCAUCUCACAGAAACACACAUUGGGCCGUAUAACGGAGAAAAUCAAAGAAAUAGAGGUGGUUUGCGAUGGCGUAAGCAUGAAAGACUUUAUAAUGACACAAACCAAAGUGUUCGGACUAGAAAAGAAGAUUGAAGAGCGAAACCUGGAACUGAGCAAGCAGCGCAGCCAAUACCACACGGACUUGCACCUGACCAAGCAUCAUCGUGAGAAGACGCUUGGGCUGAAAAGUAGAAUAGCAGAACUCAAGGUUCAACUAAUAGAGAAGAACAAUAUUAAAAAUGAAGUGAAGAAAGAGCUUUGUCGGGCAAAACUGGAGCACAAAAAGAUCAGGGGUCGGAUAAAUGAGUUGAACUACCAGGGUGGAAUCCUGGCGACGCCAGCACUGAUGUACGACUAUGAUCGAACUGUGGCAUAUAUUCGGGAAAAGGAAAAAAGCGUCGCCAGUUUAAAGGAAACCCUGAAAUCAAUUGAUAGUCACCUUCAAAGUCUUUUGCCUCAUCCAACGAAAAGUCUAUUAUUUCUACAUGGUUCCUAACGGUUUUAAGCUAAAUACAUUUUCCACAAGAAUA